UUUAAAAUCCUUAUUCGAAUUGACACGUGAUAUAUAGAUAUAUAUUGAUAUAUCGUUUUUUAUUCUGUUCGCGUAAGACAACGGCCUCAAAAUAAAACGCGAAUUAUAGUUUACAGGUUGAAGGUUUAAAGGUCAAACAGCAACUGCGCAGACAGCGCAUGUUCAUGCAGCCAUGUGCUGUAACUUAACUGUCGUGAGAAGUGCACUAUUUUUAACAUAGUUUGAUUUCUCUUCGAGACGUUGUUUAAAGUGUAUACUUACAAACAAGAACGGGCUAAUGCACAGUUAUUUACAGCCGAGACUUUGGAUUGUUAACCACGUGGUUAAGUUACUGUCUUCAGCUCUAAAGAUCUAAAAGAGUUUUUGACAUUAGACAGCAAAGGUUAGUGUUAGCAGUCAUGUCAGGUCCAGAACUGCUGUUAGACUCGAGUAUUCGUCUGUGGGUUGUUUUGCCCAUAGUCUUCAUCACGUUCUUCGUCGGCGUCCUGCGUCAUUACGUCACUCAACUUAUUCAAAGUGAGAAGAAAGUGGAUCUGCAGCAGGUGUCUGACAGUCAGGUGUUACUGCGUAGCCGCAUACUGAGAGAAAAUGGAAAGUAUCUACCCAAACAGUCAUUUGCCAUGAGAAAACAUUAUUUCAACAACGCUGAGACUGGAUUCUUUAAGAAAGUCAAAAGAAAGGUGGUUCCCAAAAAUCCCAUGACAGAUACAAGCAUGUUAACAGACAUGAUGAAAGGCAAUCUCACCAAUGUGCUGCCAAUGAUUCUGAUUGGAGGAUGGAUCAACUGGGCUUUUUCUGGUUUUGUCACAACUAAGGUUCCGUUUCCAUUGACGCUCAGAUUUAAGCCGAUGUUACAGCGAGGAAUCGACCUGCUAUCGCUGGAUGCCUCCUGGGUGAGUUCCGCUUCCUGGUAUUUUCUCAAUGUCUUUGGGCUCCGAAGCAUGUACACUCUCAUCCUUGGACAAGAUAAUGCUGCAGAUCAGUCAAGAAUAAUGCAGGAGCAAAUGACCGGGGCUGCGAUGGCUAUGCCCCCUGAUCCUAAUAAGGCAUUUAAGAGCGAGUGGGAAGCCCUGGAGAUUGUGGAGCACAAAUGGGCUCUGGAAAAUGUUGAGGAGGAACUCGUGUCCCGUGAUCUGAACUUCACAGGACUCUUAAGCCGUCAAGAUAGAAUGGUGUUCUGAUGUGUUAUUACUGUAGCCAGCAAACUGUUUACUGAGACUGUUAACAUGACUCAAAGGUGCUGCUUCAAAGUGUUCAUUUGAAUGAUACUGACAGUGUUUCGUUUGUUGUGAACGUCUUAUGAAAGAAGUGUUAUUAAAAAACUACAAAGACAGCAUGCAUUCAGGAAUGCCCAACAAUUGUUUUGGUGAACUGUAAGGCCUGAACAUGAGCUUUAAAUGUAAUGAAGAGAGUCAAAAUUGUGAAAAGAAUAGUAUUAUGAGAGUAAUAUAGAUAGUUAGAUAUAAGACAUGUUCCAUGUUGCAAAAAGAUUUGUGCUAAAUACAGUAUGUGUGAAUUGACAGUGCCUUGUUUCUGGGUUUUUAUACUGUUUAAACCGUUAAUAAGGCAACCUGAUUUUGUUGAUGUUUUUGAUUGUACGGUUGCAAUGUGGCUGGAAAACUGUAGGCUGUUAUUUUCUUUUGUGGUCUAGUAACACUCAGCACUUCAACCGUCAGACAUCUUUUAAAUUAAAAUGUAAAUUAAAUGUAGCAGACGCAUACUAUUUUUGAUUGUCGUGCAGGAGCUGGAGAGCUCAAUAAUGUUAAAAUGUAAUAAACAUUAAGUGGAACCUUGAGUUGAGAAGGAAAGGAAAUUAAUUUGUUCCUGAGAGGAAAUGAUUCAUCUGAAAGCUUGUGAAUCAUGGAGAGCUGAAUCAAACUUGUAAACAUCAAAUUCGCUGAAAAAAAGUUGGUUCAACUUAAAAAAUAAGUUACCUGAUUGCCUUAACAUUUUUAGAGAAGUCAACACCAUGUUUGCAUCAAUUUGAGUUAACUAAUAUUUUUAAGUUGACUUAACUCAAAAUUU
This is a messenger RNA of Triplophysa rosa, 2025 nucleotides long. Its product is annotated as ER membrane protein complex subunit 3-like. NCBI's taxonomy places the organism in Eukaryota, Metazoa, Chordata, Actinopteri, Cypriniformes, Nemacheilidae. The record is from RefSeq and is a predicted model, not a curated record. Gene Ontology annotation, cellular component: membrane; EMC complex. The transcript is spliced from 8 exons. Bases 399 to 1181 code for a protein of 260 amino acids. Gene Ontology annotation, biological process: protein folding in endoplasmic reticulum.